GGUUGGCGCCCGCGCCGUUUUUGAAGAAGAAGAAGAUGAGCGAGAGUGAGGAUAACGGCUCCACCUCCACUGCUGUUGCUGUGGGAGGUGCAGGAGAGCAUGGCGAGCAUGGCGAGCUGGACGCUGUGGCGCGCAUCGCUGCCUUUGAUGUGGACGCCCUGUUUGCGUCGCACUCUGGGACAGCGGUGAGCGGGUCGCAGACCUCGCUUCCGGCGCUGUUCUCGCCAGAACGCUCGCUCUCGGCGUCCCUUGCUUCAACGCUCUCGGCGGCGUCAUCUUCCUCGUCGCUGAACAUCGCCACGCCUGGGCGUUCUUCGGGCCACCCAGCCACUGCCAGCGCAGGUGCACGCGUGCAGCGUGAAGGCUAUCCUCGCAGCCAUCGACGCAGGAACCAGCCGCGGCAACAGCAAGGCAGGCGCGAGGAAGAGCUGGUGGCCCAAUGGCAGGAGCGGUGGCAGUCAAACAACGACCAGCACAGCACAACACGCCAGCGAGCUGAUGUGGACGGACUGCGGCGUAACUAUGAAGCACAAGUGCAUGAACUCGAAGACCUCUUACAAAGCACCCGCCUGGAUCUCAUUCAACUCCGGCAGUCUGCGCAUGCGCGGGAAGACCAACUCAACCACCGCAUCCACAAUCUCAGUGAUGAGCUGGAGAGCUAUGCCGCAGAGAACAGGCGCCUGCAGUCCAAGAUCUCGGAGGAACGCAAGCAAUGGCAGCAUGCAGUCGACGAGGCAACACAGCGUUUCGACAACGACCGUCAGCAAAUUGAGCAGGAGCGAGAACGGCUUCGAGUGCAGGUGGCGGAGCUGUCGACUGCGCUUGAGACCAGCAGGCAGGAGGCGGCAAGUGCAAACGCAGCCAUCACGCGCCUUAAGAAGCAGGACGCGCGCCUCGGCCGCAUCUCGCAGCUAGAGGAGGAUCUGCAGACGUACCACGUCGAGAUGACAGCAAUGAAAUCAGCCCUUGAUCGCCUCACAGAUGAAUACACGACGAUUGAUCGCGAGCACGCAGCGCUGCAGAAACGCCAUCAACAGGCGACGCACGACAACAAACUGCUCACCCAGGACAAGACCUAUCUCGAGAAGCAGCUUGCGCGGGAGCAGAACACGGUCUCCAUCCUCAACUCUCAGUUGAGUGAUUUGCAGGUGAAGCUGCGGUCGUCGGAAGCGAAGACGCGCGAGGCUAAACUUCAACUCGACACACAACUAGCGGAGCAGCGGCGGCAGUUGGAGGAGAAUGUCGCCACCCAGCUGGCCGAAAUGAAACGCAAGAACGACGAGGAAAUGGACAACAUCAAACGUUCCAAUGAGUCUGUGCAACUCCGCGAACUGGACAUGAUGCGGCGUGAUCGCGAGCAGGCGAUGCAUGCACAUGCCGUCGCCCAGGCCAAGCUGCAGGCAUUGGAGCGGAAACAUGUGGAGGAAGUGGACAACUUGAAGAAUCAAAUUCGCGACCUGGAAUCGCAGUUGACAAACACACACGCAGAGGGAAAACUCAAGUCGUUUGAACACGACCGCACAACGCUGCUGCUGGAGGAGAAACAGCAGCAAGUGCAAUCGCUGGAGAUGAAAGUGGAUCGGUUGCAGCAGGAAUGCAAAGUUGUGCGUGAGGAGUAUCAACGACUGGAAGUGGACUCGCAGCAGCGCAUCGCAACGCUGCGCGCGCAGCUCGAUGACGCAACGACGAAGAUCAAUGCGUUCACCAAGCUGGAAGACGAAUUGGAUCAAGUGGUGAUGGCGGCAGCAGAGUCAUCCGAUCCGCACAAGGUGUUCCUGUCGUUUGGAUACGGGCGAAACACGCAGCGCCGCGUGCAGAAGACAGUCGACCUCGCAAGACAGGUGCUGGAAGCGCGGAGGGCACAGGCCGAAGCGCAGGAGCGUGAGAAGCAGCUCAGAAGUGACUUGGCAGAAACGCAGCAGCAGCUGCGCGAUGCACAAGCGCUCGUCAACAACGCCUCGCAGCCCCUCUCCUAUUUCUUACACAUGCUGGAAGAGAAGGACGAGCGACUUCGAGAGGAGAGGGCGCGCGUGGAGGCGCUGGAGCAAGAGCGUGUGCAGUUGGAGCAAACGCAGCAGCAGCUGAUACGGGAGCGCGACGCCUUGAACCGCCACGCUGUCAUUGGGAAGCGCCACGCACAGCACUUGCGCAAUCUGCGGGCGAAUUUCAAGGACAUGCUGUCGCAACUUCAAGAUCAAGGGGAGACAUCACUGGCAACAACACUGACACAAAUGCUGCGCGCACAGGCGAGUAGCGCUGGCGGCAGCAGCGGCCAUCGCACGAGUCGCAGUGGGCCGGCCCCAGUGCUCGUCCACAACAGAGCAGCAGCGAGGAGCACGUAGUGGAAUGCAGCACACACACACACACACGCACGCAGGCAUGAGCAUAUGCACAUGUUCGUAAUUCAACAGGCAUUUCCUUCAACUUUGGUGUGUGCACCACGUCAACGUCGUCGCGAUGAUAUUACAGAUUGUUUACUCGAAACUGUC
Messenger RNA from Salpingoeca rosetta, 2489 nucleotides. RefSeq lists its product as uncharacterized. Lineage: Eukaryota; Choanoflagellata; Craspedida; Salpingoecidae. Gene Ontology annotation, biological process: cilium assembly. The record is from RefSeq and is a predicted model, not a curated record. The transcript has 23 exons. Gene Ontology annotation, cellular component: centriolar satellite. Bases 36 to 2342 code for a protein of 768 amino acids.